AUGGUUGCUGGCACUGGAGGUGGCUGCUGCAAACAUUAUAGCAGCAUCACUGGCAAUGGUGGUGGUAUUAAAGGUGAGGAUGGAGUUUUAACAAUAAAUCCUGGGUGUUUAAAUGAAAGAUGCAAUGAUAAAAUUGAAGGUACGUGUUUAAAUACAAUUCUAACAGGUGGAAAUCAAACAAGUGGUGGGAUUGAUGCUAAUUCAACUCAAAUUUCAGCUAAGUUUGGAAUUGGAGGAUAUUUGGGUUUUGGAAAAAGUAGGCCAUCAGGCGGAUCUGGAUAUUAUGGUGGUGGAUAUGGGAUUGACUCGAAUUGCAUUAUCAGUUGUGGUGCAGGCGGAUCUUCGUUCGUUUCAGGAUUGAUAGAAUGUGAUGCAAUUAACGAGUCAUCUUCAGGGUUUGAUAAUAUUCUGCAUACACAUCAGCCAGUUCACUACUCAGGAUACAAAUUCACCGACGCGAUCAUGCUUGACGGCGGAAACUCAGAAAUUCCACAACCAGAAAGCACUAUUUUCUAUGAUGGCGCAUGCCAAAUUACCAUUUUGAGUGACUUUAUAUCAUUCUUCAUAACAUGUCAAGUAUCUUUCAUUUCUUCUCAAACUUUCUUCCUAUCAUUUGUAAUUUUCAUUCAAAGUUGA
Molecule: messenger RNA, 636 nt
Organism: Trichomonas vaginalis G3
Lineage: Eukaryota; Parabasalia; Trichomonadida; Trichomonadidae
Product: glycine-rich protein family
Exons: 1
Coding region: 1-636 (211 amino acids)
Source: RefSeq, a predicted model, not a curated record